Molecule: messenger RNA, 774 nt
Organism: Nicotiana tabacum (common tobacco)
Lineage: Eukaryota; Viridiplantae; Streptophyta; Magnoliopsida; Solanales; Solanaceae
Product: protein PLANT CADMIUM RESISTANCE 8-like
Source: RefSeq, a predicted model, not a curated record
ACGCAAGCUUUCUUCUUGCUUAUCAAGUAUAUUGACCAAAUCCUUCAAAAUAUAUAAGGACCUCAUUUCUCUUCUUCCUGCUCAGAUUCCAAAGCUUAAGAUACAAUGGGUAGAAUUGAUUCCUCUAAUGAAGUUGAAGAUCCUCAGCCAGUGGCCGGUGCCUCGUAUCCUGCAAAAUAUCAAGGAGCUGUACACACACCAACACCAACACUAACAGGAGCUCCGUGGAGCACUGGCUUAUUUGAUUGUCAUUUGGACCAAACUAAUGCUACUACGACAGCAUUUUUACCUUGUUUGACGUUCGGGCAGAUAGCUGAAGUUCAAGAUGCAGGAGAAACGACGUGUCCAUUGGGGACUUUCAUAUACCUCUUGAUGAUGCCUGCAGUUUGCUCUCAAUGGGUUAUGGGCUCCAACUAUAGAACAAAACUGAGGCGAAGGUACAAUCUGGUGGAAGCUCCCUAUUCAGAUGUUGUUUCUCACAUCUUUUGUCCAUGUUGUUCACUUUGUCAAGAGUUCAGAGAGCUUCAGAUUAGGGGCCUUGAUCCAGCUCUAGGUUGGAAUGGCAUACUUGCUCAGCAGCAGUAUGGGAAUCAGCAAAUAAAUCAAGCUCCCAAAGUACAAUCCAUGUCCAAGUAAAUUGAAGACUGAUUUGUUAUUGUUUAAUUUAAGUUUGUAAUUUUAUUUUUUCCUCAUUGUUUCCAAAUUCUAUUCAUGUUUGAAGUUUGCAUCCUUUAAUUCUAGCACUUUGCUAUUGUAAUAUUUUUCCCAUUUCAA